Alnus glutinosa is the source of this 1939-nucleotide messenger RNA. RefSeq names its product glutamyl-tRNA(Gln) amidotransferase subunit A, chloroplastic/mitochondrial. Gene Ontology annotation, cellular component: glutamyl-tRNA(Gln) amidotransferase complex. Bases 46 to 1641 code for a protein of 531 amino acids. Gene Ontology annotation, biological process: translation. Gene Ontology annotation, molecular function: glutaminyl-tRNA synthase (glutamine-hydrolyzing) activity. NCBI's taxonomy places the organism in Eukaryota, Viridiplantae, Streptophyta, Magnoliopsida, Fagales, Betulaceae. The transcript has 10 exons. The record is from RefSeq and is a predicted model, not a curated record.
AUUCCCCUCCCUCACCCCACCCGCCCAAUUUCGAAGUCCAGGAAAAUGCUAUCUACUCUUCAUCCUCCUCGCUCCCUCUCCUCUCGCUUCCCUCGAUACAUAUCCUCACUCCCCGUUACCCUCUGCACCCUCACUGCCCAAUCUCCUCCCUCCCAAGUCCUCUCCAUCCGCCACGCCCUCCUCUCCCGCCACGUCACCGCCACCCAACUAGCCGAGUCCUACCUCACCCGCCUCCGCCUCACGGAGCCCCACCUCCGGUCAUUCCUCCACCUAUCCGACGCCGUUUCUCAGCAGGCAUCCCGCAUUGACGAACAGAUCGCCGGGAACGAGCAGGUGGGCCCCCUCGCCGGAGUCCUCGUGGCCGUUAAGGACAACAUCUGUACGGCGGAUAUGCCCUCCACCGGUGGGUCCCGUGUGCUCGAGGGCUACCGCCCGCCGUUCGAUGCCACGGCCGUCAGGAAGAUAAAGGAGCUCGGGGGAAUUGUGGUUGGAAAGACCAAUCUCGACGAGUUUGGCAUGGGGAGCACCACCGAAGCCUCUGCUUUUCAGGUGACUGCAAACCCAUGGGACGUGUCUCGGGUGCCAGGAGGAUCAUCAGGAGGCUCAGCUGCGGCUGUUUCCGCCAGGCAGUGUGUGGUGUCACUGGGAAGUGAUACCGGUGGAAGUGUCCGGCAGCCAGCAUCAUUUUGUGGCGUUGUUGGAUUGAAGCCCACGUAUGGACGUGUCUCAAGGUAUGGGCUUAUGGCGUAUGCAUCGUCACUUGAUGUCAUUGGCUGCUUUGGAUCGUCGGUUGCCGAUACUGGGAUUCUUCUUCAUGCAAUUUCUGGUCACGAUCGACUUGAUGCCACCAGUAGUAAGCGAGGGGUUCCUGACUUUGCAUCUCAAUUUGCCUCCAUGGAUUUGUUGGAAUCUAAACCAUUGAAGGGACUAAGGGUUGGCCUGAUACUUGAAACUCUUGAUGAUGGUGUUGAUAGUGGAGUGAUAUCUGCAAUACGGGGUGCUGCUUCGCAUCUUGAGGACCUAGGAUGCUCUGUGUCUGAGAUCUCCUUACCAUCUUUCUCCCUUGGUUUGCCUGCCUAUUAUAUUCUUGCGGCAUCUGAAUCAUCUUCCAACUUAUCACGUUAUGAUGGUGUCAGGUAUGGAGACCAAGCCGCUACUGGUGAGCUAACCUCUCUUUAUGGGGAUUCUCGAGCUAAAGGAUUUGGUCCCGAGGUCAAAAGGAGAAUUUUAACAGGAACAUAUGCCCUUUCAGCUGGUUAUUAUGAUGCAUAUUACAAGCGUGCCCAGCAGGUCAGGACCAUAAUACGGAAAAGUUUCAAGGCAUCAUUGGAUGAAAAUGACAUCCUAAUUUCACCUGCUGCUCCAUCUGCUGCUUAUAAGAUCGGUGAGAAAAAAGAUGACCCAUUGGCAAUGUAUGCGGGUGACAUCAUGACUGUCAAUGUUAACUUGGCAGGGCUACCUGCUUUGGUUUUGCCCUGUGGAUUUGUUGAAGGGGGAGUUGCAGGCCUCCCUGUUGGUCUUCAGAUGAUUGGUGCAGCAUUUGAUGAGGAAAAAUUGCUGAAAGUGGGACAUAUCUUUGAGCAGACUCUUCAAAAUUGUAGAUUCGUGCCUCCACUGAUAGAAGAUGACAGUGCAUGGUAGCUACCAAGGAUCUUUGAUGAGGAUGUGAAAAACCUUUUCUGUCCAUUGAUUGAAGUGUCUGGGGUCAUCAAUUUGCACAUGACAGCGUGCAGGGCCACUACACUUGUAAAACAAUUUGGAUGUAUGAUAUGAUAGUGAUACUGAUAGGGUAUCAUUACUUAUCAAAAAAAGAUAUUGAUAGGGUAUCAUUGCCAAUAUUUUGGUAUUUAUUGGCUUUAUUAAUUAGGAUUCGAAUUUUCCUAAAACAGGCAACUUCGAGUGUUUAGUUCUCAAGGAAUCAUAAACGUCAGUUAAAUUA